UUGUGUCCAAAACUACAUUUUACGAGAAUGUACAACAAACACCGCGUAAGCAAGUGCUAAGAAAAUUAUGUUUAAAAGCAGCCAUAGCAAUUUUAGCGCAACUUGUCAAACCUAACAAGCACGUGCAUGAUCGCACAAAAGCUUGGAGCUGUGCUUAUAUUAUUUGUGUCGUGUGUGGGCCUGCAUAACAAACUGAUAAAAAGAAUCGGUAAAGUGCAACUACAUAUAAGAAGCGUGCUGCAAAUUAGUGAUUUUGUGCAAUCAAAUCAGUGUUAAAUAUAGUUAAUGGUGCAUAUAAUUAUAAACACAAGGGACCCAAGCAUAUAGACGCUGGCGGCUCACCGCAGCAGGCGCUGCGAGGCAACCUGUGUUUGUUAUCAUUUCGUGGCGGCCGCAGCGAACGUCUUGUGUUACCAGGAUUUUACAUGGAUGAGCCGAAAGCGCAAAUGUCACGAUGAGCAACAAUGAGGAGAACAAUUACCCCAACUCAGGUGCCGACACAUCCCAAAGACUGAGCUCCAUUGUCGUGGAUCCCACCACUACUACGAGCCCAGACCAGCAGCAGAAAAAGCCACAACACAAACCCAACUAUUACUAUCAUCGUUACGUAGGCCGUCCACAUUGGCGAUUUGCCGUGCCCAUUAGCCCGUAUGGCUGGUAUCGCGUCCUGGUGUUUAGUCAGAACAGCGGGUACACCGUGAAGCAGGUGCUGGAUAAGCUGCGCCUGGCCGUGGCGCCUCGGAAGUUCAGGUAUUACUAUCUGCAUGAGGGCGGUGAGCAGGAUGUGGAGCAGGAUAAACGGGCCACGUUCACCUUCUAUGUGGAUAACUACAAACUGGCCGCCGAGCUGCAGCUGCGCGGACAUCGUCCGCCGGUCGUGGGUCUGCGCGUUAACGACAGACCGCCCAUGAUCGCGGUGGACGAGCCGUACAGAUGGAAGCUGCGCAAGGUGAUAAUGUCGCGGUACGAUGAGAGGAAACGCUGCCUGAAUCUGUGCCGCUUUUAUGCGGACGAUUACUGGAAGGGCGAGUUCUGUGCGCUGCAGCAGUUCGAGUGCCUUGAGGCAAUUAUUGACAUUAUGGAGCAGGAGCUGCCGCAGCUGCGACGCCUGCUGCUGGACAACAACCACCUGUGCCAUCUGGGCGGCUUUCGUGGCGUUGAGCAGCGAUUGCCUCGGCUGCACUGCAUCUCGCUGCAGCACAACGAGCUGAAGACGCUCCGACCGCUGCGUGUCUUUCAGCGUCUACGUCUCACCGAGCUCAACGUCAAGCGGAAUCCGCUGCCGCGCAACUACGAGCAGCAGCUGGUCACCAUGUUUCCAGAUCUGCGCACCCUCAACGGCCGUUCCGUGGCCAAACGCAGCACGUCCGUGGUCACGGUCAGUGACAGUGACAGCGACAGCAGCAGCAGCAGCAGCAGCAGCAGCAGCAACAGCGACAGCGAUGUGGAGCUUGUGUCUGUCACCGAAUGCAAGCCCAUUAUCAUGCCCGAGCCGAGGGUCACGUACCUGGCGCCACAUGCGCUGCCCAUGCAGCUGGGCAUCAGGAAGUUUGUGCGUCGCUAUCUGAAGGCGUUCGACGGCGAUAAAAGGGCCACGGAUCUGCAGCGCUUCUAUCAGGAGCACGUCCUGGUCUCACUAACACUAGCCAAGGAUCGCGCCAUGCUGGGCUCAUGGACCGCGCCCUAUGCUGCCUAUAGCCGCCAGUUGCUGGCGUGCCGGGUCGCGGCGCUGGAGAUGUUCGCCUCGUGGCCGAAAACGUUGCAUUUGCCGUCAACGAUGACCCUGGAUCUGACGCUGGUCGAGCCCCGGAUGCUGUGCGUCUCCAUAACGGGCAGCUUCGAGGAGAACGGCUCGCCCAACGUGCUGCGGCAUUAUAUGCGCAGCUUUCUGCUGACCAGGACCGAUGUAACGGCCGACUUUCGCAUAGCCAAUGAGCUCAUCUAUAUCAGCAGAGCUGGCCGCGGCCAGCGGCAGCCGGCGCCGCUCAAUCCUGUCCAGCGUAAUUUGAUGUGCAUGCUGUCGGCGGAGACGCAGCUGAAGUCGCGCUGGAGCAGCAAAUUCCUCAAGGACACCAAUUGGGACUAUCAGCAGGCCUUGCUGGCAUUCCAAACACUCCUCCGACGACGCCAGAUACCCGAGAAGGCAUUCGAGGGUGAUACCAAGCCCGAGCCGAGUCCAUGACAUCAGCUGCGCACCAUAUUCCCAAUGUGCCCGCAGGGAAAUUGAAAAUUCCACAGAUUAUGCUGAUUACAUUUUAUUUGAAUUUGAAUUUGAAUUUGAUGUGCGAGGGUAUUACGUGUCCAACGACUAUGUGAUUAAGGCCGCGCCUUCCUUUCCUUCAAUUAUGAUUUAUGAUUUCUUUGCUCAGUUUUCGACAAUAUCAUCUGGAAUAAUACCGUAGCCAUACUUUUAAAAUAACUGGUAAGAUCGUGAACAAUUGUUAGUAAUAAAUAUGUCCUCAUACAUACAUACACAUGUAUGUAUGUAUAUAUAUAUGUAUAUAUCUGUAUAUAUAUUUACGAUUUGUAAUUUAUUUUCAUCGAGAUCAGUCGGAAGUACAUAAAUACAUAUGUAUAACAAA
This is a messenger RNA of Drosophila montana, 2582 nucleotides long. It is a transcript of the gene nxf4, whose product is annotated as nuclear export factor 4. The transcript has 3 exons. Gene Ontology annotation, molecular function: RNA binding; protein binding. Gene Ontology annotation, biological process: poly(A)+ mRNA export from nucleus. Gene Ontology annotation, cellular component: nucleus. Bases 455 to 2182 code for a protein of 575 amino acids. The record is from RefSeq and is a predicted model, not a curated record. Lineage: Eukaryota; Metazoa; Arthropoda; Insecta; Diptera; Drosophilidae.